AUGUUUGAUUGGAACGACGAAGAGUUAACAAGCAUAAUAUGGGAUGCAGCUGAGGGCAGUGACAACCAUAUCGUACCUUAUCCAGGGGCAAGUGAAGCUUAUAGCAGAAAGAGGGAAUGGACUCAUGAAGCUAGUAACAAUAAGCUAGAGGAGCAGAAAGCUUUUGUAACUGAAGUUGCUACCAAUGGCGAAAAGCCGGAGAGCACUUCAAACGUCCACAAUAGUGAAGGAACUUCAACCUCAGGAUAUCACAUGGACCCUUGGCCUGCCAAAACUAAUCAGGAUUCCUUUGAAACUUCUGGGUCUAGUUUAAGUGAGAUUACCAAAUUUGACUCUUCUGGAGUAGAGGCAGCCAAGGCCAAUAAAGACCUUGAAAUUUACCAAAAUCCUGAUGAAGGUGAGGAACAAGCUGGCUUUGUUGAUUACAGUUGGGCUGAUAUUGGAAGCUUUGAUGACCUUGAUCGAAUUUUCAGCAACGAUGAUUCCAUCUUUGGUAAUGUAAAUCUUGGUACUUCUGAAGGGCUGUGGUCUUCCUCGAAAGAAGUGCCAAGUAGCCCAGAGAAAUCCUUACCCCUAUCCUCGGAGCCUCCCAGUUUAAAAGUAGGGGUCCCAGGGGGUACAUCCGUGCAGUUUGGAGUCAGAAAAGGAUAUGCACAACAGGAGGAGCAGCAGUUUGCCCCUGGUUAUGCGGGAGUGACUGAUCACACAUCUUCUGCUGCACAGAGUGCACAUGCCAUUGGGAAGUCCGCAGAAAAUGGUGGCACUGAAAGUGAUAUCACUGUUAAUGAGCAGACAGAUUUGAAAGGACAAAUAAGGGAUACUGCAGCGAACUCACGGCUAAUGGUGGAAAGUGCUGUAAUGUCCAAUAAAUUGGCGGAUAAGGUCCACAAGCAAAAGAAAAACUUGAAAGGUCGGAAAAAGAUGAUACAGAAAAGUCAAUUGAACUCAUGCCCAACUGCAUAUCAUAACUGGAAUACAUCGGGAACUCAUCCUAGUCAAUUCAAGGAUUUAGUUGCACCUCUCAUAGUGCAAUCUUCUCCUUCUCCUGUUCUCAGACAGCAAAUGCAAGUCUCCAGUCCUUUUGUGGCCUCCUCUGGAUAUGGGAAUGCUAAUCUAACAAACUGUUCAUCUGUGCCUGUGAUAUCUCAUGCUCAGUCAUUGGAAUUCAAGCAUCAGUCUGUGCCUCCUGGCUAUGAUGUGUCGACAAAUCAAACCUCCAUAAACAAUUUCAACAGCACUGCAGAGAAAGGUAAGAUGAUGACAUCUCAGGAAAAAAUUGAAAAAUUAAGGAGGCGACAGCAGAUGCGGGCUAUGCUUGCCAUUCAGAAACAGCAACAGCAGUUUGUUAAUCAUCAAGUUCCAUGCCGAGAUCAUUCCAUCAACAAAAGAGCAUGGGAGGAAACUCAAGUUCAGCACAGUAGUGGCGCAGCUGAUCUAGUAGGAGCUGAGGACCCAAGUAGCUUAUCUACUUUUGAGCUGGAAUCACCACUUGCUCAGGAUGAUUCUAGUAUGGUGUCUCUCCCUGUGAAACACUAUGGAACAGAAGAGUCAACCCUUCACCAGCUUCAAGAUAUAAUUGCAAAGUUGGAUGUCAGGAUUCGACUUUGCAUACGAGAUAGCUUGUUUCGCUUGGCUCAAAGUGCAACGCUAAGGCAUUCUGUGAACGAAACAAGAUGUACUAACAUCAGUUGCAAGGAUGAGCUUGCUCUUAAACAGAAAGCUACCAGUGGUCAUGACAGGAGUAUCAUGAUACAUGAAGAAGAAACCAAGACCAACCCAAUCGAUCGAAUCGUGGCUCAUUUGCUCUUUCAUAGACCUCGGGAACUGCCUGGAAAGCUUCCUGAUACUCCUGAGUCACCACCUGUUUCUUCCAAGCCCCCACUGGAAUGCAAGGGUGAAUCAGAAGAACAGCAAAUGAGCUUCCUCUCUGAGACACCAAGAGAUGAUCAACAAAACUUUUCGGGCUCUAGAACUUGCCUGUCAGGUGAUCACAACCCUACCGAUUCUCGGACUCAAAAUGUUACAUCAUCGGAAACGUCAGAGAAUGCAUCAAACAGCGUACUGGGAGGUGAGGUUGGUAGAGGUGUGGAAACCUCAAUAUGA
Molecule: messenger RNA, 2103 nt
Organism: Linum trigynum
Lineage: Eukaryota; Viridiplantae; Streptophyta; Magnoliopsida; Malpighiales; Linaceae
Source: the annotation of a GenBank genome assembly